CUUUACAAAAAUUCCAAUCAGAGCUGCCAUUCACGGCGCAGCGCGCGCACCAGCUGCAGCUGUUCUAUUUUUUACAGGCGCAACACGUACAUUUGGGCCAAAAUCAAAAUUACCAAAUUGCCACUGAAACUAAAGCAGAGGGUGCGCUAAGUUCGCGGAAAAACCAAGCAAAUUAGGCAGCUCAUCUGAUGUAACUGCGUUGGCAGUGUUUCAACUCAGUAUAACCAAAAAAAAAGAAAAAAAAAAACGGCAGCAAACAACGCAGUUUCCAGCAGGGCACACUUUGGACCCGAGCAACAGCUCCAGCGAUGGCCACGAAGAGACGACCGCUGCGACCAAAUUUGGGCGGCACUGCGGGCAGUCCCACCUCCGGUUCCAACAUGAACUUCAGGCCAGGAGGACCGGACAUCACCAGGUCCGAGGCGCGCGGAACGAGACCCACGGCCGCACCCACCAGUAUACGCGAGAUCCUGGUGAUGGGCGUCAUCCAUCUGUGCAAGAAGACUAUAUUCUUCAAUACGGACCUGAAAGUGGCCUUGUAUCUGGGCAGUCUGUUCGUGAUCUCCGUAAUUGGGGACUUUGUGCCCUUCCCAAAGACCUACUUCGCCAGAUCGGACAACCUGUUCAACCAGUACUUUGUGAAGGUCGGCUGGGGCUGGACGCUGCUCUUCGUGGUGCCUUUUCUGGUGCUCUCGGCCUACACGAUCACCUGUGGUGACCACAAACGGAUGUUGCGCCACCAUUUCCCGCGCAUCGUCAUCGCCACCUUCUUCUGGUUCUUCUGGACCAAGAUGUUUAACGUCGUGGAGAACUCCUAUGGACGCUGCACCACAAAAGGCUAUGCGAGCAAAUCCAGCUGUCUGAAGGCGGGUCAUCUGUGGAAGGGCUUCGACAUAUCCGGGCACGCCUUUAUACUGAUCCACUCCAGCCUGGUGCUGAUCGAGGAGGCGCGUCCCAUCAUCCGCUGGGAGACCAUCAAGGAGCACAUCCGCAACGAGCGACACAAUCGCAGCACAGCCGAGAACUCCGGCACGAAUCCCCUGAGGACGCUGAACGAGGAGCAAAUGCGCAGCCUGCAGUUCUUGUACAAACGCCUGACGCCCAUCAUCCGCACCCUGUUCAUCGGCAUGGCGGCCCUGCAGCUGCUGUGGGACAUCAUGUUGGUGGGCACCAUGCUAUACUACCACCGCAUGAUCGAGAAGGUGAUUAGCGGCAUUAUUGCCAUACUCACCUGGUACUUCACCUACCGCUUCUGGUAUCCCACGCCCGGUCUGCUGCCGGAGGCGCCCGGCAGUGGUAGCUUCAGUUACCAACGCGAGAUACCCACCUUCCCCUUCAAGCGUCCCUCGCAUUUAUCAGCGGGUGCCGCCGCCACAAGCGCGGGAUCCAGUAGCUCGAGGACCAACCUGAAUGGCAAGGCGGCAACGACGGGCGUGCCGAGGGAUCAGCAGAUGCCUACGUUCAUGGGAAUGCCGCUGUUCACCAGUCCAAAGGCGGCCAGUGCGGCCGCCAGUUUGCUGAUCUCCGAGCAGCAGAAACGUGAGAGGGAUCGCGAGCAGCAAACGCUGGAGAGCUGAGCCCUGGCCCCGCCACCAGAUAGCUCCAGCCGCAACAGUUGCAGCAGCCAUCAAGCAUAGAAGGAAUUGAUAGUUAGGUGACGGAUUGGAAUUUAUACCAAAUUUUGUAUAUUCAGCAACGAUGAUAUGAAACGAAACGAUGAUAUUACUAAGCAAGCAGCCGAGGCUGGCACUGGAUCGCGUUCUGCUCCUCAUCCUCCUCCACCGCCGACUCUUACCAUGACAACACCCCAGCAUCCUUCAUCAGCAGUGCGUAGCUUUAAGCGUUCUUAUGUUCGUGUUUAUAUGUGCCCAACUUUAACAGUAAAAGGAUUUGUUAACAAAG
Messenger RNA from Drosophila erecta, 1902 nucleotides. It is a transcript of the gene Fitm, whose product is annotated as FIT family protein CG10671. The coding region runs from base 309 to 1577 and encodes 422 amino acids. NCBI's taxonomy places the organism in Eukaryota, Metazoa, Arthropoda, Insecta, Diptera, Drosophilidae. Gene Ontology annotation, cellular component: endoplasmic reticulum membrane. The transcript is spliced from 3 exons. The record is from RefSeq and is a predicted model, not a curated record. Gene Ontology annotation, biological process: phospholipid biosynthetic process; lipid droplet organization; lipid storage.